AUGAGCCAACCACUCGCUGAAGUUCCUCCGCCUUUUGCUACCAACCGCCAGCAAGAGGAGGAGGCUUCAUCAUCAGCAUCCAUAACAAUAUUCAACAACGAUGAUCAAACGAAUGAUCCACAUAAUCUUCAUGGCCAACAACAGGAAGAGAAUGGCCAACAUAUUGAACAGCAUGUCCCAGGGAAAAUGUUUAAAACGCAUUCCCGAGAUGUAAGAACCCACAUAACGACAAGAACAACAACAAUCCGAGGCUCACAAAAAUUGGACAAUGUAAAUAGCAAUCAUACAGUAACGAACAAUACAUCAGGUAGAAAUUUGGAAUAUAAAAGUGGUGAUGUUGCAAAAGAAGUUUCCACAACAUCCACACCUCCGUUGAUUGAAGUGGAAAAUGAUACUGAACAACAACAUGAACAAAACAAUGAAAGCAGCAGAAAACAACAAGACCGUUCACCCCCAUCAUCGUCGCUUGCGUCUCCCGAAAUGAACGGAUCGGCAACAAAAAGAAAAAAGUCGGUAACGUUUCAUCCAGAGGUUGUGACUUCUUCCCGAUCGGUGUCACCCACCACUCAUUUUAUGAACGGAGGAUCUGAUGAUCUCAUUGGUCAACACGAGAAUGAACCUUCGUUUCGAAAUGACAGCGACAUGAAUGGUGUUGGAAGCGUUUUCUUCAAACAUCCAGCUUGGUUGGUUUAUACAUUCCAACAUUCAUGGAGAGUAAAACUACAAGAAUAUGCAAGUAAUGACUCUGACGAGCCAGAAGAAAAUCUUACUAGCCUAUUAACUUUGGAUAAAAUUAUGAGUCGACCCAUUGAUAUUGAAAGCCCAAUUUGGUACUUUCUUCCAAAGAGGUUAAUCCAACCUUCGACAAUCGAAAACGAUCAAUUCAAGAUUAAUAAUUAUCAAAUGGAUGAGGAUGAUCUAGAGCCAAAGUUUGAAGUUUAUUUUAAUUAUUGGGCACAAUUACGAGACUCACUAUUUCUGCGUUUACGAAAAGAAAAUAAGAAGCUCAAAAGUGAAAAAUCAUCAAACGCUCAGCUGUGGUAUGGAUAUCACAACGCAGCAAUUUUAUCCUUCUUCAUUGAAACUCAAAAAGACAGCUUACAUGAUUUGCAAAAAGCUCUACACUUUAGAAUUUUUGAUUUACUAUUUGAAUCUAUGGCUCAAACAAACCAAGCUGAGAAUGCAGAGAAUGUAACACUAAUCUCAGAUCAAGAAUUAACAUUGAUGAAGACAGUAUGCUUUUUUUAUAUUGAAACAGAGCAUUUAUUCCAUGCUACAAGUGUAUUGUAUCAUGUCAUGCGAAAUUACUGUUUCACUGCUGAAUCAUACCAAAAGUUGGUUCAAAAAUGGUCGACAAGUGACUUGGAAAAGUCAGAAAUAUAUCCUUCUAAUAUUGACUGGAAAGUAGUCUACCUGAUACUACGGUUGAUAUCAAAGUAUUUGGAAAUUCUUGAAAGAAAAUCCACUGAAUCAUCCUUUGUUAGCCAGUUGCAAUAUGACGAAUUUUGUAAGGUUGAUCGAGGGUUGUCCCAAUUCUCACAGAACGAUCUCCUCUGCUUUCGUAAUUGCGUAAUUGAACAAAUUUGUAAAUAUAAGCCAAACCAUGACCUUUACCUAUUGUGGAAGGACAAAUGGCAAGCUGACGAUAUAUCAAACUCGUGUAAGGCAUUUCCAAGAAUUGAAACAGAACCUGAAUUAUUGGAAAAUUGCUUUUAUAUUAUAUAUUUAAUAAUUUCGAAAGAACGAGAGCGAAUUUCUGAAAAGGGUUUCACAGAUAAUAAUACAAACACUACCGACUUUAAACCAAAGGUAAAUGAGAGCCGAUCAAAAACCACCCUAUUAUCCAAGCUUGGUAAUUAUUGGAAAAAACUUCGAGUUCGAUUGUUUGGAAAUUCUAGCUUGAUGACCAUAAUUCUAUAUAUUGCAGGAGUUCUUGGAACCGCUUUUAUUUUGAAAAUUAUUUAUCAGUUCUUUAACACCUCAAGUUUAUCUCGUUCUGAGAAUCAAUUCAAUUUGAGCAGAAAUGAUUUACGUCUGCCUUAUCUUACAUCCUCACAAUUUGGAAGCGCCUUACCUUCGAAAAUGGAUGUCUCACCACUACACCAACAACAGACUCCUACAACACGAUAUUCAUCACCUUCAUUGAACUUUGAAAUUGCUCACAGCACAAAACCAUCGUCUUCACCCGUUGCCACUCUUGGAACAUCAUUUAAUACGCAUCCAGAAAAUAGAACUAUCCAUAAGGACAAUAUUAGAACCAUUCUAAAACCAAGUAAUUUCAAACAGGAUUUUUAUGAAAAAGUUGACCAGACCAAUGGCCAGGUAGAUCGUGUAGUUGAACGAGACUUUAAUUACAUUUCAUCAUUGCGCGACGAAAUGGAUCAUGUAUUUGACAUUGCAGAGAAAAUGAAACAACCAAAAAAGAAAUCGACCUCUGAAGAUAUAAAACAAGCAACACAAAAACCAGUUGUGACGUUCCAAGUUGGAGAAGAUACAGAGCAGCAAGCAAGUAGUCCUGUUAUUUCCUCAUCAUCAUCCAUUGCUGAGAAUGUGAGAUCGCAACCAACCAUUUCAAUCGAUACCUCUUUACCUCCCUCAGACUACACUCCAAUGGGUUUUGGUAGUGACGAACUGCCACCAUUCCCCUCAACAAAUCAAAAUCGUAAUUUGGCAACAUUUAUUGGAAGUGAAGGCGUUUCAAAAAGCAAUGUUGUUGCAAGCAAUAGGUUAAACAACUUGAAUCGAACCAUUGGAAGUAAUCGAAAAACUUCAACCACGACUAGUUCCACGACAAGGAAAAAGACAUCCACUCCCAACACUGGAGGACCAAAAGUGUUGGAAAACGAAAGAUGUAAACAAACAAUACAUUAUGUCACCAAAAUGAAAUCAUCCACAAGUGUCAUUUAA
Naegleria lovaniensis is the source of this 2907-nucleotide messenger RNA. RefSeq lists its product as uncharacterized. Bases 1 to 2907 code for a protein of 968 amino acids. Lineage: Eukaryota; Heterolobosea; Eutetramitea; Acrasida; Naegleriidae. The transcript has a single exon. The record is from RefSeq and is a predicted model, not a curated record.